This is a messenger RNA of Sardina pilchardus (European sardine), 975 nucleotides long. Its product is annotated as receptor-type tyrosine-protein phosphatase eta-like. Bases 1 to 975 code for a protein of 324 amino acids. NCBI's taxonomy places the organism in Eukaryota, Metazoa, Chordata, Actinopteri, Clupeiformes, Clupeidae. The transcript has 9 exons. Gene Ontology annotation, cellular component: signaling receptor complex. Gene Ontology annotation, molecular function: protein tyrosine phosphatase activity. The record is from RefSeq and is a predicted model, not a curated record. Gene Ontology annotation, biological process: peptidyl-tyrosine dephosphorylation involved in inactivation of protein kinase activity.
AUGGGAGUGUUUGUGCUGCGAAGAAAGCCCAAGUUGCUCAGGUUACUUUUGGACAAAACCAUUUCAGUGAAGAAAUUUUCAGAUCAUUAUUACCGGCUGAGCCAUGCUGAGAAUCAAGAAUUCUCAGUAGAAUAUUCGCAAUUCAGCACUGUAGGAGCAGACCUAACUCAACUUGAAGCAACUCUUCCAGAGAAUAAGAGCAAAAACAGAUUCAUCGAUAUACUGCCAUAUGACUGUUCUCGUGUGAAGCUCAGUACAGCUGGCCAGAACUCAGACUACAUCAACGCCAACUUCAUACCCGGCUAUGGGGGCAAGAAGAUGGAAUACAUUGCGGCUCAAGGUCCACUCAGCUCCACCGUCAGUGACUUCUGGAGAAUGAUCUGGGAGCAAAAGUCUGAACGGAUUGUCAUGGUAACCAACUGUAUAGAGAAUGGAAAGGCAAAGUGCGACCAGUAUUGGCCUCAGGGUCCUUCUCCAUGUCGCCAUGGUGACCUACUCAUUACCAUGACAUCAGAGCAUAAAGACAGCAAGUGGACUGUGCGGGAAUUAACCGUAAAAAAUGAGGCCAAAUCCGAGGAAAGGCGGGUUAAACAUUUCCACUUCACAGCCUGGCCGGACCAUGGUGUUCCUAGGGGAACCGAGGAACUGAUCCAGUUCCGUGGACUCAUUCGGCAGCAUAUUGACAGAUCUCCAUCCUCAGGGCCCACAGUUGUGCACUGCAGUGCUGGAGUUGGCAGAACAGGCACUCUGAUAGCCCUGGAUGUGCUGCUGCAGCAGGUGGAGAGAGAGCAAGCCGUGGACAUUGCAGGGUUUGUCCAUCGCAUGAGACGCCAUCGACCCCGCAUGGUGCAAACAGAGUCCCAAUACAUAUUUCUGCACCAGUGCAUCAAGGACCUUUUGACACAAAAGAAACCAGAAGAGCCAAUAUAUGUUAACAGCUCUGUGAUUUGUGAAAACACUGCAGCCAUGACCUGA